CGGGACUAAACAUGCCAUACAUAUACAUAUUAAACAUAAGUACAUGUAAGGGGAAGUAUUGUUUGACAUAUAUAAUAUGUGCAGUGUUGUGUUGUCAUGACGCUUUUAUUUUGACACUCACACCGGAAGUGUUAACGGAAGACCAAGUGCGUGCAACCACAACAUAAACGUUACUCAAAAAGAGAGGCUUUCCACAUCGCACAAUAUUUGCAAAUACCAGGAAACAACUGACAGCCUCAAGGAAAGUGGCUUUUAAGAUUUCUCGCUGAUUAGGAAGGGCAGUGAUACCAUGUGGAAGUCACAUGCACUACAAGGAUGAGGCAUACACAACAAGGGGGCAGCUUAAGGAGAGAUCCGCUGCACACUGUCUGUCAUAGGGAGGGGGUUUGCUGCUUGUAAAGGCCCUGCACAAGCAGCCCCCUGUGUCCCCCUCUCCUGAACAUAUGCAAUGAACAGCACUACUGAGACCCCUGCCAUCAUAGAUGGGGAUGUGGCAGUCAGCUAUGUGUUGGUGCCAUUUUUCCUCAUCACUAUUAUUGGAAUAGCUGCAGCUGUGGUCAUGUAUAUUCGUAAGAAACGAAGAAUUGACAGACUCCGUCAUCAGCUGUUACCAGUAUACACAUAUGAUCCAUCAGAGGAGCUAAAUGAAGCUGAGCAAGAAAUGUUGUGGAGAGAAGAGGACACAAGGAUUGUACAAGGUUGGGCCAAGAGUUAUCAACAGCGACGCCCUCUUCUGACCAAAGACGUCAAUGCAUGAUGGUAGUAAACCGUGGCAUUGGACAUUGUUGUGGAGACAACAGUCAUUUUUGAAGUGAUGCAGGAGACUUUCUUUGUUUCUUUGCUACCAUCUGCCGUUAUCUUUCCUGUUUUAUGUACAGAUAGUGUGACUGUUCAUUUGUGUGGUUCUGAUGCCAAUCCUGUGUGCCUGAAAGACGCAGUACCAUACAUUUAUUUAUUUGAAAUUAUUUAUUCAAAGCAUUUUUACUGUGGUAUUCAGUCACAUCACUCAAAGCUAAGAAAGGUGGAAUCCCUUCAAAGUAAAAAAAAAAGGUUCCUGUAGGUUUACUCUGUUGUUUACAUUCAUGAUGUUGUUGUGGGCGACAAGCCGUUAUGUUCCUGUGGGUUGCAGUAGGCAUUUAAUUUAGGGGCAGUGUUCAAAGUGUGGUAAGAGUAUGAAUAUUCUGCACUAGUUAAAAGAUAACAGCUCCUUCUGUGGAGGGUUUGAGAUCAGAGCCUGGAGAGGUUACUGUUUGCAGUGCAUUAAAAACUAACAUGGCUUCUUUGAUGAAAUGCGUUUAGUUUUCAAUAGUUGCAUUUGUUGAACAGAAACACUGCAAGUGUGAAUUUUAAAUUCAAAGUUUCCUAUUGAUAAAGCUAUAUUUAAGAUAUUUAUAGAUUAUAUAGAAUAUAGUAGCUGUUACAAUCAGGUUGGGUGAAUUGUAUUUGUUUCAUUUUGGAGGCAAUUUAAGAUUGGAUUGAAUUCUUCUCUAGGUGCCCCACAAUCCGGAUCUUUUUGUGGUUUAGCCAAAUCCUAUGACUCUCAUCAAUGGCAUGAAAAGCCAGAUAUGGAAGUAAAUAAAACAAACCCUCUCUCGUCCCUACAAUGAGCGAUGACUAGUAUCCUAAAUAUGUCCCGUCAAGGCAGGACUCCAACAAAAAAAGUACCUCCAGCUGAAGAUGAAUGCCAUAGGUCUGACGCACUCAGGAAACCUUGAAUGUUCUUGAAUCGUAACCUGUCCUGACCUUUUGAAUUUGGGAAUGUAAACUAAAUACAAUAGAAUUGUUCUUAAAGGGGGAACCUGUACUGGUUGUGAAUAGAAGUGUAUUGGACUGAUAAUGCCUGGACUUGUUAACAGGUACGACUAGAUUAUUAUUUUUUUAAAAUAGACGUUUGUCGUCAUUACUGGGCACGAAAACGUCUUUACCCCAGAACAUGUUCCUCUGUGCUCGUCUUCACAUUGAACGUUUAACUUUCUAUGCAUUAUAUCUGGAGCUUUUCUCAUUUGUGAAAAAAAACCCCCCCCCGAUGAAUUAGGCAGUGACCAUUUAAAAUGGUACAAAUAUCCAAUCAUGGUUGAUGUGCACUGGUAAAAACACACGGUCAACUCUUCAUGGAAGGUUCUGAUUUUUAGGUUGCACAUGUCAAAAGAACUGCUGUAAAAUGUGAAUUUGGCAGAACUGUUACUGUUUUACCAGUUUAUUGCAUUGAGUGAAUUGAUUGUUGAUUUAAAGAUAAAUAAAGUAAUAUAACUGUGCUCAU
This is a messenger RNA of Cottoperca gobio, 2260 nucleotides long. RefSeq names its product small integral membrane protein 29 (gene smim29). Lineage: Eukaryota; Metazoa; Chordata; Actinopteri; Perciformes; Bovichtidae. The coding region runs from base 449 to 757 and encodes 102 amino acids. The record is from RefSeq and is a predicted model, not a curated record. The transcript is spliced from 6 exons.